Messenger RNA from Neoarthrinium moseri, 906 nucleotides. RefSeq lists its product as uncharacterized. Gene Ontology annotation, molecular function: protein binding. The record is from RefSeq and is a predicted model, not a curated record. The transcript has a single exon. The coding region runs from base 1 to 906 and encodes 301 amino acids. NCBI's taxonomy places the organism in Eukaryota, Fungi, Ascomycota, Sordariomycetes, Amphisphaeriales, Apiosporaceae.
AUGUUGUCUACUUGGUUAACACGCUGCCUUCUCAGGUGCACAGCUCCUCGGCCGCCGGUGCCUGUUUUGCCCAGCUCUGAGUCUCCAACUGCUAUUUCGACACCAGAGGCCGAGAAAUCACAGGAGGCUCAGGAUAUACUGAAACCCCCACAGCUACAGAAACCGCAGGCACCAGACUUGGGGCUCCUCCCAGCUGAACUCAUCCUCCUCGUGUCCGAACUCCUCCCGGCUGCUGAUGCUGUUUGCCUCGCUCUGACGUGCAAACGCAUGUGCUAUAUAUCUGAUGUUCAGAACCUGGCGCGCCGCCUCGACUUCGAUGCCACGGAAACCCUGCUUGGGCGCCUAGAAAGGGAUAUGACCGGUGUCAGUUAUUGCGCUAUCGAGCAGAAGCUUGCACGAUUUGACACCCGCAUGUCGACAUGGCUGCCUGUUCACUUUCACCUGCAUACACUCUACAAGCCUAGACAACUGCCUGCUGUGGGUUUCGCAUCAGGCCACUACUUCCUUCCCUGGUGUGCAGCCCGUGUGGCAACCAAUUACCAAAUUCUUGGCCCGCGACGUGGGCUCCCUGCUUCUUUUCUGGCAUACACGUACGAACCCCCGCCCCAGGAGCAUGGGAUAUGCCGGAAAGAGGCUUGGGCAGCGAGUCUGUGGAUAGCUUCAGAAGUUUCAAACAAUCCGUCUAACCUUAGGUCCAGCACUUUUUGGCACCAAAUCAAUACGCAUCGGCUCAAUGUCAUCUCCAAUUACUUGCUUCACGGUGUGUUGAAACUUCGCAGAGAUGGUCACUGGGUGAGAUACAUACGGAUCUGGCUGAUAUUCCUGCUAUCUGGUGUAUGGCAUGUAGCUAUCGAUUUCUCUUCAGGUAAUUGCACCGAGGUUAUUUCUGUCGGAUCAGAGUCUUAA